Molecule: messenger RNA, 2697 nt
Organism: Penicillium coprophilum
Lineage: Eukaryota; Fungi; Ascomycota; Eurotiomycetes; Eurotiales; Aspergillaceae
Product: putative C6 transcription factor Prf
Exons: 6
Coding region: 1-2697 (898 amino acids)
Biological process (GO): regulation of DNA-templated transcription; DNA-templated transcription
Cellular component (GO): nucleus
Molecular function (GO): zinc ion binding; DNA binding; DNA-binding transcription factor activity, RNA polymerase II-specific
Source: RefSeq, a predicted model, not a curated record
AUGGCGGCACUUCCGCCGUCCAAUUCUGGACCCGAAUCGUCGCAACUUUCUGCAGAAUCUGACCUUUCUCAAAUGGAAUUCAUGCGCGCUGAAAAUGGCGUCGCUGCCGAAAGCGCUAGUACCGGGGAAGGCAACUUCGUCCCCCGCCCCAAGCGCAUCGCAUGUGUUGUCUGUCGGAGGAGGAAACUCAGGUGUGAUGGGAGACGCCCAAGCUGUGGGACUUGCUCACGAUUGGGACAUGAAUGCUCUUACGAUGAAGUGCGCAAGAAGAGUGGCCCAAAGCGCGGAUAUGUCAAGCAGCUUGAAGCGCGAUUAGCUCAAGUAGAGACUCUUCUCAAAGGCCAGGAUCCGGAGCCCAACCAACGAACCUCCCCACCUCAACCAUCGGAGAAUGCAUUCACAGCGCCCAUCGCCGAUGAAUCUAUACUGGACUUGCCUGACCUCUCGGGCCUAGGAGGACUGGGAGGCAUUGGAGGCAACAUGGAUAACUCGUUCUCCUCUUUGGCUGGCGCAGGCCAGCCAAAUCAAAUUUUAUAUCCGCCGCUCACCACUCAGGGUGGCGGCAACCCUCAAUGGGACUUGAUCAGUUUAGGGUUGGAGGAACCUCUUCCUUCACAGGACGUGAUCGAUGAACUGGAAGCCAUAUUCUUUGAGAAAAUCUAUCCAACGAUGCCCAUCAUCCACCGCCCACGUUACUUUGCAGCCUUGACUCUUGCCCCUAAUAUGCGACCACCGAUUUGCCUGCGAUACAUUAUGUGGUGCAAUGCCGCAUCUGUCAGUGACAAGUACUUCUUUCUGCAUAAUCAUUUCUACCAGCGGGCACGCAAAUAUGCCGAAAUGGACGAAAUGAAAGGAUUCGGAGAGAACAUCGUCAGCUUAGCACAUUGCCAAACAUGGAUAUUCAUUGGAACAUAUGAAUUCCGAAUGAUCUUCUUCCCACGAGCCUGGCUGAGCGUUGGUAAAGCUGCCAGACUCGCACUGAUGCUGGGAUUGAAUCGGCUUGAUGGUGUUGGUCUCGACGUGAAACAAUCCAUCUUACCACCGAGAGAUUGGACAGAGCGCGAAGAACGCAGGAGAGUGUUUUGGGGCGCAUUUGCCACAGAUAGAUAUUCGAGUGUUGGAACCGGUUGGCCCAUUCUUAUUGAUGAGAACGAUAUCAGGACCAAUCUCCCCGCAUCUGAAGAAUCUUUCACCAAGAGCAAGCCACAACGAACACUUCAUCUGAACGAUAUCAUCACUGGAGAUGGUGUUUCCACCCUAGCCCCUUUUGCAUGCGUGGUGGUUUUGGCAAGCCUUUUCGGUCGUAACCUCGUACACAUCCAUCGGCCUCAGCCCCAAGACAACGAUCAUGACCUCAAUGGGGAGUUUUGGAAGCGCCACAGAAGCCACGAUAACAUUCUUCUGCACAUUUCGCUCUCGUUGCCUGAUCAUCUCCGACUUCCAAGUGGUAUGUCGGACGUGAACGUCAUUUUCGCCAACAUGAGCAUCCAUACUUCAACCAUAUGUCUUCACCAAGCGGCAAUAUUCAAGGCAGAAAAGAACAAGAUGCCGAAUCAGAUUACGACCGAGAGUAAGCGCAGAUGCCUUGUUGCCGCGAACCAGAUUUCGAGUACUAUGAAGAUGAUCAGCCACGUUGAUUUGACGAACCUAAAUCCUUUCAUGUCUUUUUGUCUCUAUAUUGCUGCUCGUGUCUUUGUGCAAUAUCUCAAAUCCCGGCCAGAGGAUUCGAGUGUUCAGUCCUCAUUACAAUUUCUCGUCUCCGCUCUGAAUGCGUUGAAGAACAAAAAUCCUUUGACCGAGUCCUUUCUUGUUCAAUUAGAUGUGGAUCUUGAUGGAACUGGCAUUCGCGCUUUGGACGAUAGACAAAAAACAAACAUGUGCGCUGCACAUUCUAUGGUACAACCAUACUGCCACGAAAAUAUCGAAUGUGCUCCUAUGUACGACGUCCGUCAAACACAUGAAACCGCAAAUAAUGAGCCUCCCCAACAAAGUACCAAUCGCGGUGGCAAUCAACAGCCCAUGCCUGCUGAUAUGACGACGUCCCUCCCUAGCCGGAGCAGGGACUCCACGACACAGCUCAGCGCAGAAUCCGACUUUAAUGGCGAAGACAUGUGUCAUUAUCCGGGAACAUCCACUCAGGCGACAGCUUCAAAAAUGGACCGAGCCGGGCCACAAGGGGCCAUUGUCGAUAUGGACAUGGAUUUCCCACCUGAUUUCGGCAACCUCAGCGAUAAAAAUAACCCACCUUCAGACCAUCCCACCCCCUCAACCUUGAAUUCAUCCUCCAACACCUCUUAUUCAAUUAACGGUGCCGAAGACCUAUCACCCGGAAACAAGCAGCAAAAGACAAACUCGGUAUAUCGGAGUCAGGGGUCGGCCCGAUCCUUUGACAAAAUCAAUCCAACCAUCAUGCCACAAGGAAACACAAACCCACAGGCCACUGAUUUGGGUUCUAUGGCUAGUCGGUUUUAUCCAAGCAGCUCUGUUAGCCCGCCACUUCCCACGGGAGCGUCGGAAAUCUUUUCUAUGCCCUCUGUGUGGGACCUUCCCACCCAAAAUCUGGAAACCGGCAAUGAGGACUUUGGAAACUUGAACAUGGAUACUUUCAGUGAAUCUCAGUGGGCUCAAAUGCUGAAUAGCCAAAUUCAGGGCUCAAAUGGGAACAACGCUGGCUGGGAGAACUGGCGGCCAUCGUGA